CAAUGUUUUUUAUUCUGCCUUUGGACAUUUAAAUCACAUCACAUUUUACAUUAUUGUUCAAUUGCCAGCUGGCUGUUGUUUGUGGGGAUACGACCAAAUAAUUGUGGACAAAACUUUGCUACUAGCAAUUUGAUACACAAUCGGCAUGUGUCUUUGUGUGUUGUGUGGUGUUGUCUGUAAUAUAAUAGCCUUUUUGGCCGACCGUCUGCUCUAUUCAAUUUCAUUCAUUCGAUUUUUUCAUUAUCAUCAUCAUCAUCAUCAUCAACAACAAAAUAUCGUGUGUUCGAAAUAAUAAUAAUCAAACAACAAAAAGCGUCUGUAUAUUUUCGUAUCUGAUUAAUUUUUCAUUAUUUACUUGAAAAUACAAUCGAAUCAUUGAUCAUCGAUGAUAUGUUAUAAUUUUGAGCAACCACCACCGCCAACAACAUCGUUAUCUGCCACCGAAUCAUCAGCGUCAACAACACAGCAGCUGUCUAGUGAAACGGUUAAUAAUACCGGAACGAUUCUUAUGAUUCGUAAACAUCGAACAACAACAUCAACAACGGCAACAGUGGCCACAAAUGAUAUGAAUUCAGCUGCUGCUUCUGCUAUGGUUGAGGAUGGUUUUUAUGAAUCAAAAUCAGCCGAUAUUGCUGUCGAUGGAUUAUCAUCAACAUCAUCAUCAUCAUCAUCAUCAUCAUCAUCAUCAUCAUCAUCAUCGUCUUCAUCGACAGCGGCAGCUGCAAUUGAGGAAUCAUCAUCAUCAUCUGCAUCAAGUGGUUGUGUUCCAAUGAUGAUGAUAACAACGACAACAAAUGCAGAAUCAAAUAUUCGUUUAAUAUCUUGUGAACAUAUCAUAACAUGGAAACAUCGAUUUAAUGGACAACAAUUAUAUAGGAAUCUAUAUCGAAUUCUGAUAUUGGCCAUCAAUAAACCAAGUAGAAAAUUUAAGGCAACAUUAUGGCGUUGUUUCGAUCGAUCAUGUCCAUCGACGCGCCUGCCAACAAGAAUACAUGUUUGCCUAUAUUGUCAGAUGAGUGCCUGUUUUACUCGCAAACAUAUCCAUCAACAUUGUCAAGAUACGAAUCAUAAUUUGGCGAUGGACAUUCAUUAUGGCUAUGUAUAUUGUUUUGAUUGUGAUAACUAUAUAUUUGAUGUAGAAUUAGAAUCGAUUGCAUCAAAAUUACGUAGGAAUGUUCUCAUCCGUAAUGUUGAUUUUCCAUAUCGCUGGGAACCGAAUGCUUAUGAUGAGGCUGUGUUCGAUACAUUAACCACCACACGACGAUUGAAUGUCCAUCGUGGUUAUAAUGGUCUUCGUGGCCUAAUCAACUUGGGUAGUACCUGUUUUAUGAAUUGUAUCGUACAAACAUUAGUCCAUACUGAACCAUUACGUGAUUAUUUUCUCGGUGAUCGACAUAUCUGUAUUCGUGAUUCAACCAAAUGUUUGGUUUGUGAAAUGUCACAAUUGGUCCAAGAGUUUUAUUCUGGUGAAAAGAAACCACAUGUUCCGGUCAAAUUGCUACAUCUAGUAUGGACGCAUGCUAAACAUCUGGCUGGCUAUGAACAACAGGAUGCACACGAAUUUUUCAUUUCAACAUUGAAUAUUCUACAUCGACAUUCAUCAGAAUCGAAUGAUGGUUCAUCAACCACCAGUAGUAGCAAUAAUUCAUCACAUAGUAAUAAUAAUAAUAAUAAUAACAACAAUAAGAAAUGUAAUUGUAUAAUUGAUAAAAUAUUCACCGGAAGUUUACAAUCGGAUCUCGUCUGUCAAAGUUGUGGUGGCGUUAGUUCGGUUGUCGAUCCAAUAUGGGAUUUUAGUCUUGAUCUGGUCAAUAAUGCUGGAAAUAUUGAAAAUCGAAUGUCAACAACAAUGACCAAAUCAUCAUCAUCGGCAACAGCAGCAGCAGCAGCAGCGAUUAAAACACAAUCAUUAUCAUUGCAUGAUUGUUUGGAAUUAUUCACACGUACUGAACAUUUAGGAAGUUCAGCCAAAAUUAAAUGUAACAAAUGUCAAAGUUAUCAAGAAUCAACUAAACAAUUAUCAUUGAAAACAUUACCCAUUGUCGUAUCGUUUCAUCUGAAACGAUUCGAGCAAACAAAUAAAUUGAAUAAGAAAAUCUCAACAUUUGUGUCGUUUCCAACAAUGAUCGAUAUGACACCGUUUACAACAUCAGAAAUUGGUCAUCAAGCACGGCGACAAAUGAUCAAUGUUCAAUCCAAUGAUGGUGAUAGUUCUGCUCCAGCUGCUGAUGAUGAUGAUGAUGAUGAUGAUGACGAUAAAGAUUGUAGGCCACCAUUGAAAAAAAUGCGAAAAGAUAAUAGUUAUUCACUGUUUGCCGUUAUUAAUCAUAGCGGCACACUUGAAACAGGCCAUUAUACGGUCUAUGUCCGAUGUAAUGGCCGUUGGUUUAAAUGUGAUGAUCAUUCAGUGACUAAAGCCACCGAAAAUGAUGUGCUCAAUAGUGAAGGAUAUCUACUUUUUUAUCAGAAAAAUCAUUAUGAAUUUGAAUAAUAUAAUUGUGAAAUGUGAUUAUUAGGGGGGAUACUACUCCCUCAUUCAUCUGGACCAACCAAUUUGUGAAACAAGUUGUGAUUAUCACCCACAUGCACAUGGUUUACUCAUCUACCUACAUUUCAUUGCACUCUACAUCCACCCACCCACCCACCAGAUUCUUUCUUCUUUUUUUUGGUUUCCUUUCUGAAUGAAUAAUUGGGUUCUUCAUCAUCUCUCCUUUGUUUUUGUU
Dermatophagoides farinae (American house dust mite) is the source of this 2723-nucleotide messenger RNA. RefSeq names its product ubiquitin carboxyl-terminal hydrolase nonstop (gene not). NCBI's taxonomy places the organism in Eukaryota, Metazoa, Arthropoda, Arachnida, Sarcoptiformes, Pyroglyphidae. The record is from RefSeq and is a predicted model, not a curated record. Gene Ontology annotation, biological process: protein deubiquitination. Gene Ontology annotation, molecular function: cysteine-type deubiquitinase activity; zinc ion binding.